AUGGAUGAGGAGGGUACACAAUACCAAGCUCGUGUCUUCAAUCAGAAUUUCUCCAGAUUUCGUCAUCUUUUAAAGGAAGAUGAAAGUUAUAUAGUUAUAAAACCCAAUAUGGCUGCUGUUACUAAUGGUUUUAGUUAUACAGAUGACAUUAAGGGCAAUUUUCCAUUAAAAACAAUCUGUGAGAUCACCGAACCAAUUAAGGAAAUGAAGUUUUUAUUAGUUGCUUCCAUUGUUAAUAUAAGGCAGAAUCUACCAUGGUAUUAUGAAGCAUGCAAAAAUGUGGAAAAAAAUUAUCCCUGUUCCCAAAACCAAUCAUUUGUAUACCAACCCUGA
Lactuca saligna is the source of this 333-nucleotide messenger RNA. The record is from the annotation of a GenBank genome assembly. Lineage: Eukaryota; Viridiplantae; Streptophyta; Magnoliopsida; Asterales; Asteraceae.